Zygosaccharomyces rouxii is the source of this 1275-nucleotide messenger RNA. RefSeq names its product ribonuclease T2 (gene RNY1). Gene Ontology annotation, molecular function: RNA binding; ribonuclease T2 activity. The transcript has a single exon. NCBI's taxonomy places the organism in Eukaryota, Fungi, Ascomycota, Saccharomycetes, Saccharomycetales, Saccharomycetaceae. Gene Ontology annotation, biological process: RNA catabolic process. Gene Ontology annotation, cellular component: extracellular region. Bases 1 to 1275 code for a protein of 424 amino acids. The record is from RefSeq and is a predicted model, not a curated record.
AUGCAUUUACAAGAUCUCUGGUCAGUUUUCGGACCAGCUUCUGAAUUGCUUGCUAAUAUCAAAGAUGAUAAUCCCUAUUCACCUCACUGCCCCAUCAGUUUACCCUUGAGUUGCCAGAAUCAUACAGGAAUAUCCGAUUCUUGCUGCUUUGAAUAUCCUGGUGGCAUCUUUCUACAGACGCAAUUCUGGGAUUACGAACCUUCAUCCGCAGAUCUUGAUGACGAUCAAUUGGAAAGGGAAUUGGGUCCCUUGAAUUCCCUUACCAUCCACGGGUUAUGGCCUGAUAACUGCGGCGGUGGCUAUCAACAGUUCUGUGACUCUAGUGCUUUGAUUAGUGAUGUGCCUAGUAUAUUAAACUCAGACCAGUUUAAUGGCGAUGAGCAUGGAUUGGAAUACAGUGGUAGCGAAUUGCUUGAAAUUAUGCAACGUUAUUGGAAAGGUUUAAGGGGCCAUGAUGAAUCGUUAUGGAUUCAUGAAUACAACAAGCAUGGUACUUGUGUCAAGACAAUUAGACCAAACUGUUACUCUCGUUGGGACAACCAGCAGAUUAAACAAAGUGAUCAAGAUUAUCAUAGACAAUCGGUCUACGAUUAUUACAGAAUCUCUUACAACCUUUACAAGAAACUAAACACUUCAGAACUUUUAGCUGAAAAAGGAAUUAUACCGAGUACUGAGAAAACAUAUUCAAGAGAGGAGAUUGAGAAUGCCUUGAGUGAUGGGUUCCAUGGUCGCCAAGUGCAAUUGGUAUGUGAUCGUAACCAAGCCAUUAACGAAGUGUGGUAUUACCAUCAAUUAAAGGGCUCAUUAUUGGGUGAGCAAUUUAUCCCUAUUGAUUCGUUUGGCAAAGGAAAUUCAUGUCCUGAAGAAGGCAUUCACUUCUUCCCCAAGGGCUACAAGGCGCCAAGUAGGGAUCCCAAGCUGAGCGGGUACGUGAAACUGAGCGGUCAGAGUGGACAUCUGAUCAAAAAUGGUCAUUGGAUGGUCAGAGGAACUCCAGCUACAUUCCAAUUGUUAGAUCAUCCAUUUGGUGACUAUUAUUUAAAAUCAAGAGGCGGAUACUGUGGAUUUAACGAUGUUGGUCAAUUACAAUGUAAUAAGGGGAGGGAAAGAGGUGCUCAAUUUGGAUACGACGAAACCCAUGGAGGCCUUUUAACCUACGGUGAUUCAUCGGAUUGGAACGCCGAGUCACUUCCAAGUGGGAUGCGUCAAUCACCUAUCUAUCAAGGCGACUCUGGUGACAUAACCUUUAAGUUAAAAUUCCAGAAACGCCACUAA